Nicotiana tabacum (common tobacco) is the source of this 948-nucleotide messenger RNA. The record is from RefSeq and is a predicted model, not a curated record. Lineage: Eukaryota; Viridiplantae; Streptophyta; Magnoliopsida; Solanales; Solanaceae.
AUGCGAGCAGUGCCAAAAGUACGCACCUAUGAUACAUCUAGCGGGAGAACACCUCCACUCUGUUACCUCUCCAUGGCCAUUCAUCAAAUGGGAAUGGACAUUGUCGGACCCCUCCCAGCGGGGCAAGGUAAGACACGUUUCCUUUUAGUUUUAACUGAUUACUUUUCCAAAUGGGUCGAAGCAGGUGCAUUUGCCCAAAUAGGCGAACAAGAAGUCAUCACAUUCAUAUGGAGGAAUAUCAUAUGCCGCUUUGGCAUCCCCAAAGAAAUCAGAUGUGAUAAUGGACCCCAGUUCACCGGUAAAAAGAUGAUUGAGUUCUUCGAAAAAUGGCGCAUCAAGAGAAUACUCUCCAUGCCAUAUCAUCCCGCUGGCAAUGGUCAAGCUGAAUCCUCCAAUAAAACCAUAUUGAAUAUCUUAAAUAAAAAGCUUGAGGACGCCAAAGGGCUAUGGUCGGAGUUGCUACCAGAGGUAUUAUGGGCUUACCGCACCACGCCAAAAACAAGCACCGGCGAAAUGCCAUAUUCAUUAGUCUACGGAACUGAUGCCAUGAUACAUGUUGAGGUCGGAGAACCUAGCCUGAGAUACUCCAACGAAAGCGGACCAAACAUCGACGAGAACAGAAGACAAGACCUCGAGGAGGCAGAAGAACGAAGAGACAUGGCUUAUGUAAGGAUGGUAGCCAAAAAACAACAAGCGGAAAGAUACUACAACAAGAAGGCCAAACUACGACCACUCAAAGUCGAAGACUAUGUUCUCAAGGCCAAAACACAAGCAACUAAAGACCCAAAUGAAGGUUCAUUCAUCCAACCUCGCCACCUUGAGCAUCGAUGUCUCCACCUCAUUAUCACAGUCAGACCUACAAAAUACGAAGGGCUUCUUCCAAAGCUGCUACCUCAGAUACGGCAGUCACCUUGCCCUUUUCAGCAUGAGCCAAUUCAUCGGCCUUAA